Molecule: messenger RNA, 744 nt
Organism: Penicillium pulvis
Lineage: Eukaryota; Fungi; Ascomycota; Eurotiomycetes; Eurotiales; Aspergillaceae
Exons: 2
Coding region: 1-744 (247 amino acids)
Biological process (GO): carbohydrate metabolic process
Molecular function (GO): hydrolase activity, hydrolyzing O-glycosyl compounds
Source: RefSeq, a predicted model, not a curated record
AUGUAUUCUUCAUCUAUCUUCCUCGCCCUCCUCCCACAUCUAGCACUCGCCCUGCCAGGAAUAACCAUCAACAAACGCUCAAGCAUCCUCAUCCCCACCACCUGCUUCGACUCCAACACAACCCUGAAUGAGUACUUCAACUACAACUACCCGUGGGGCGACACCCACAAUGGCGCCGCCAUAAUGAGUAGCGCGAACGCCGUAAUCUCCACCCCCGGCACUCUAACUCUAAACGCAACCUACACCGGCGGCUCGGACUACGCCUACGACUCCGGCACCGUCUGGGCCAAACAAGCAUUCACCGUGGAGGAAUCAGGUGGCCUGGAUUUCUCUGCCGAUUUCCUCGCUCCCGUGGCCACGGGAACUUGGCCUGCGUUCUGGCUCGAUGGUGUGAACUCUUGGCCUCCGGAGGUCGAUAUUGCCGAGUGGAAGGGUACAGGCGAUAUCAGCUUUAACACGUUUAAUACUUCCAGUGUGGUCACGGCUGAUGAUGUGGAGUAUCCUGAUCCGACGGAGUUCCAUACUGUUAAGGCUGAGUUUAGGGAUGAGAAUGGGAGUGAUGUUAGUAUCAAGUUCUAUCUUGAUGGGACCCUGAUCACGGAGCAGUAUGCUAGUGGGCUUACGGGGCAGCCGUUGUAUUUGAUCAUUGAUCUGCAGAUGGAGGGGAGUAGUGGGAGUCCUGGACCUACUGGAACGACGCUUUACGAGAUUAAGAAUUUGGAGGUGGUUAGUCAGAAUUCUUGA